Molecule: messenger RNA, 3284 nt
Organism: Rhipicephalus microplus (southern cattle tick)
Lineage: Eukaryota; Metazoa; Arthropoda; Arachnida; Ixodida; Ixodidae
Product: putative mediator of RNA polymerase II transcription subunit 12
Source: RefSeq, a predicted model, not a curated record
CCAAGUCGGAAUAUGAAAUGCUUGUUCAUCACGUGGCUGCUUGCCACAUCGGUGGCCCUUGUAAAAUCCCUCCAUCAGCAACAGCAAGUGUGGUUGCCACCCCCGUUCAUGCAGCAGGAACAGCAGCUGAUCCCACUAUCCUCACUAAUGGUGCAGAAAGUUGUACCGCAGGCGCACCAUCAGCAACAGGCUCUGCCUCUGCCAAAGCACCUUCAUCAGCAGCAGCUACCACGGCUAAAAGCGCAGCCACAGCAGCAACGGCAGUUGGUGAUUGCACCGCCGCGGCUGAUGCAGCAGGAAUCCGCAGAUAUAAGGAAGCCACAGAAGCCACAGGAUGAGUUAAUGCUACGGCCAGUGACUCAGCAGCGUCCUCCACCGCAUGAAAAGGUGUUGGCAAAGGAGGGAAUACCACCGCGACAACAAAAGCUGCUUGUAAGCCCACUGCCACAGACGACAACAAAGCAAGGGCAUUUUGUGACACCACCAAUGACUCAGCACCAAAUGUCAUGGCAUCUGAAGCCACCGACGCUACAGGUCCUGCCGCCAUCGACAACGCAUCAGAAAAAGCAGUUACUGCUUUUUCGACAGCCACUGUCGCAACAGCGGCCAUCGCAGCACCACCUGCCACGACAUGUGGUGGUGUUGCUGCAAUCUUCAGUGGUAAAGCAACGACAGUUUAUGAACCGCGGAAGUGAAAAGGCUGUUGUCAUGUCAGUGCAACCAUCACUGCAACAUGCAUCACCACGACAGCACAAGCCAGUGGUGUCACUGCAGACAGUGACGCCCCAGCGACAGCAUUCGGUGGUGCGACUGACAACGGUGACACAGAAUAAUGGGCCACCCCACCAUAAGCCAUCGACCAAGCAAGACCUAUUACUACCACAAAAACAGCGGAUAGUUGUUUCCGUACUUUCAGCCACGCAGAAGAGACAAAUGCUUGUACUGUCUCGACCACGAGUGACACAGCAUCGGCAAUUGCCUCCCCGUAAGAUACUGACACAGCAAGACCUAGCAAUUCAGCAACAAACGCAGGUGGUAGUGCCACUGCCACCGCCGACAAAGCAGCAAGUGUUGAAGUUCAGUCGACAACCGGCAAUGAAGCCCCACGAACCACCUAAACGCAAAUCACCAACACAUCAAAUUUCAACACUACGGCAGCAACAGCGAUUGCUUAUGUCUUUGCCCCCAGCAAGGCAGCAACAAAGGUUAGUGUUGCCUCCUCCAUCGGAGAUGAAGCAACAAAGAAAACCUAACCACGAGACACCAACACACCAUGUCCUAUCACCACAACAGCAAGAGCGGCUAAUAGUUCCCCUGCCACCAGCCACGCAGCAGCGACAGAGGUCGUUAUUGCCUCUACCACAUACGAUGGAGCAACAACAGCAGCCUAAAAACAAGCCACUGUUAACGCAAGACCCAACACCACAGCAGCAACAGCGGAUGACAUUGCCACUGCUAUUGGUGACGCAGCAGAAGCAGCACAGUUUGACAUUGCCCCAGUCGAAAACGGUGCAACAGCAAAAAACACCUAAACACAAGCCACCAUCCCAGGAAGACGUAAUGCAACAGCAGCAACAGCGGGUGGCAGUGCCAUUGCCAUCGGACCCGCAGCAGCAGCAGAGGUUGGCGUUGCCUAAACCACAAACGAUGCAGGAGAAAAAUCCGCCUAACCACAAGUCACCGCUACUGCGAGACUUGACGAGACAGCAGCAACGUCAGGUUACAGCGCCACUGUCAUCAGUCACGCAGCAGCAGACGUUGUCGUUGGCAAAACCACAAGCAAUACCACAGGUAGAACCAUCCAACUACAAGUCAACGUUACUCAAAGACUUAACGCAACAGCGACUUCAGCACAUUGAAGCGCCACUGCCACCAGUCACGAAGCAGCAGCAAAGGUUGGCGAUGUCCCCACUGCAAACGGCGCAACAGGAAAAGCCACUUAACCACAAGCCACAGUCACAGCAAGACAUAACGCAGCCGCAGCCACAGUGGGUGAUAGCGCCACUGCCAUCCGACACGCAGCAACAUCAAAUGUUGGCGAUGCCGCAACUGCAAACAAUGCAACAGCGAAAACCACCUAACCAAGAGUCACUGCCACAGGAAAGCCUAACGGAACAUCAGCAAGAUAGGCUAACAGAGCCACUGCCAUCCGUCACGCACCCACAGCAGAGGUUGUCGAUGCCGCCACUGCUGACGAUGCAACAACAAUACCUGCCUAACCACGAGCCACCUUCGCAGCAAAGCCUAACAAAAACGCAGCAACAGCGGAGGGUAGUGCCAUUACCAUCCGUCAUGCAGCAAGAGCAGAGGUUGGCGAUGCCCCAGCUGCAAACAACGCAACAGCAGCAAGAGAGGGUUGUAGUACCACAGCAAUCUGACCCGCAACAGCAGAGGUUGGCCGUCCCCCUGCCACAAACGAUGCAACAGCAAAAGCCACAUAGCCACAAGCCACUGUUACAGCACGUCCUAACGCAACAGCAGCAAGAAAGGGUGAUAGCGCCACUGCCAUCUGACAAGCAGCAACAGAAGAGGUUGGCGAUACCCCAGCUGAAAACAAUGCCGCAGCAAAAGCCGCCUAACCAAGAGCCAUCAUCACAGCAAGGCCCAAUGCAACAGCAACAACAGGGGGUGAUAGAGCUACUGCCAUUCGUCACACCACAACAGCAGAGGUUGGCGAUGCCCCGGCCACUGACAAAGCAAAUGCAAAUGUCAUUUAACUACAGUAAAACGUCACAGCAGGACCAAGCGUCAGAGCAGCAACACCAGUGGGUCAUGCCACUGCCACCGGUGAUGCAGCAGCAGCAAAGGUUGGUGUUGUCCCAACAACGGACAAGACAGCAGCAGGAGCAGCCCAACAACAAGCCACAGAAUCGGCAAGUCUUAUCGUCAUCAGAGGAACAACGGCGGCUUGUGCCACCAGUGACACAAAAGCAUCAAACGCUUUUGCUGCUGACGCCGCCACUAAUACGGCAGCGACUGCCAUAGCAGAAGAUGCCGAUGACGCAGUAGGUCUUACGAGCACAGCAACACUGGAUAGGGCCGCCACCACCGACGCAGCAAGCAGAUCCACCAAAGUACAACUUGCCUGAGCAGCAGACUAUGGCACCUCUGGUACAAGGUCUGCAGCUUGCGGCUCCGAAUCCAUCACUAUUUCCGACACCACCGGUGGUUCACUCCAAUAAAAAAAGACUAGCGUCCUCUGUGUUUGCAACAGCAAGCACAGAGGUCGCUAAUGCAUCCGUGCUCGUGGCGACUGGCGCAGUAAGAUUUGUGUCGACCAAAUA